Messenger RNA from Marchantia polymorpha subsp. ruderalis, 825 nucleotides. Lineage: Eukaryota; Viridiplantae; Streptophyta; Marchantiopsida; Marchantiales; Marchantiaceae. The record is from the annotation of a GenBank genome assembly.
AAUAUCUAAGAUACUGGGAAGGAGCUUCGAGGUUCAAGAGAUUAUCUGGUUCAAGAUCAGCGCUCUAGAGCCAUGGAUCACAUGUCGUUGAGGAGUAAUUCAAAAGUGAAUGCUUCGUACUGCAAGUAUGUCAUGAGCUACUAUGAGUUCAUACCGGCCGGCGACACAGAAGUGUUCAAGCCCUUGGCGGCUGAUCCGGUUCCGAACAAAGGAAUAGGCUACGUCAAGAACAAUCUCCUAUACUCCUCAAGGGACAAAACAAAAGUUUACGGGCACGUUGGUGGGUUGUACUUCUACCAUACAGAGGACGUGAUCGAGGAUGUGGUGACAAUUACCUUCUCCGAAGGCUUGGUCCGACCGUGGGGAGGCAGCUCGAUUAGCCUGCGAGGCUCGUGGUUCAUGACUCCAGACGGUCAAGCUGAUCUUGACAAACAGGAGCUGGGCAUCGUGGGUGGACAGGGCCAAUUCAGAGGCGUCACGGGUUUUGUCAAGUACGAGAAAGUGCAGAAAGAUCCGCAAACCGUGUUCCAUGUCACUUGCCACAUCUAUGUUCCUGACUUCGUCGGCCGCGAUCACGAAGUUGAGAUCAACCUCAACGAGCUGCUCGAAGCUGAUGCCAAACCAAACGGCUUUCACGGCCAUGGUCACGAUCAGGGUCACGGUCAUGGUCAUAAUCAUGGUCACGGCCAUGAUCGAAGAGAGUAGGGCGACUGCCGGAAGGUCUCAUGGCUGCUGGAAGUCCGAUUCACUUCCAUUCUGCCGUUUCGCGAUACUCUCGCGCUGGUGUUGUUUUCCCCGACGAAGUUUGUGAGCUUUAUCAGGCGG